AUGGGUUCUUUCCCAAGUCCAGGAGCACCGUAUUACAGAGAGAGAACAAGAAGGUAUGAGAACAACAAGGGAUGGAGCUCAGAGAGAGUAUCCAAGCAGACAAACAACAACAGCAGCAGCAGAAGACAUACUAUGUCCGGUUUAACACCAUUCAGUGGUGGAAGAACAAUGCCAUCAAAAUGGGAUGAAGCUGAGAGAUGGAUUUGUAGUCCAGUUUCAGCAUCAUAUGCUGAUACCAGGAGAAAUUCACAUGCUCAACAACAACUUCUUCAACAGCGAAGACCCAAGUCAAUAAGUGGUCCAAUUGUUCCUCCUCCUGGAGUGGCUUUCUACUCGAGUUAUUCACCAUCUGCUCAACAACUGAGACAAGGUUUUGUUGUGAGGAAUUUAAUGGUUAGUUCCCCUUUUUCAACGGGAGUGUUGGCACCUGUUGCUGUUUCUGUUCGCCAUUAUGAGGAAAAUGAUGGAAAUGAGGAAAGUGAGAGAUCUCUUGUUCCAAGAUAUGAUAAAGGUACUCAAAUGAGCCCUACAGAAACUGAGAAUGAUGUAGAUUCAUCUCCGAAAUCUUCUCCCUGUUCGGCCAUAGAUCAAGAAGAUUGUCAUUAUCCUAAACUAGAAGUCAGAGAUGUGGAGGUUGACAGUCAAGCUACUGUUAUGAGGGGAUCCAAGAGACAUGGAGCCAAAUUGAUCAAAAAUGACUCACUGCAUAGAACAGAAUUCAGAGAGAAUAGUGCUGAUGCUCAAGUUUCAUGUUGGGAUAUUGAAGAAUCAACCUUGGAUACUUCCAAGUUACGGAGAGAGGAAGCCAAAAUCAAUGCUUGGGAGAAUUUGCAGAAAGCAAAAGCUGAAGCUGCAAUGCGGAAACUCGAGAUGAAAUUGGAGAAGAAGAGAUCUUCAACAAUGGAUAAGAUUCUAAAAAAAUUGCGUAGGGCGCAGUUGAAAGCAGAAAGUAUGAGAAGCUUAGUACCUGUACAACAGGAACAUCACGCUUCCAAGAUUUGCAAAGUAUUUUCAUUCCCCAAAUAUGUCCAGAUAAGGUCUCUAAGCAGCUGCUUCAGCAGCCACUCUCAGUGA
This is a messenger RNA of Lathyrus sativus (Indian pea), 1074 nucleotides long. NCBI's taxonomy places the organism in Eukaryota, Viridiplantae, Streptophyta, Magnoliopsida, Fabales, Fabaceae. The record is from the annotation of a GenBank genome assembly.